AUGUCUGUAUCUGUCAACGAGAUCAACUACCUGAUAUGGAGAUACCUUCAGGAGUCGGGUCUCGAGGUGUCUGCCUAUGCGUUGGAGGACGAAACCACUAUCAACCAGCUGGACUCCGUGUAUUCUCCGCACGUGCCGCUCGGAUGCCUAGUGGACUUGGUGCAGAAGGGGAUCUUGUACUCGAAAAUGACGGAUUUGGUGUCGGCAGUGAAAACGGACACCAUUAUGCAAGAUGACAUCAUCAAUCUAAAUUUCAAUUUCUUCACGGCCUUGCAUGAAAUAAACACCAAGGAGCCAACGGAGGAUAGGAAAAUACUGAGUUUGGAGGAAUUGAAUGGCUCCAAACAGACCCGGGAGAGGUCCUCGGAAGAGGAGGAGACCAAAGUGAAACAAGAAGACGGCCAGCAACAAGAACAAGCGCAAGAUGGGGAAAAAUCUGGAUUUAUCCAGGUAGUGAAAGGGUUGAUGAAUUACGACUCCUCAUACUCCGUCUCUUUUUCGCCUAACAACCCUGAGCUUAUUGCGUGGUCACAAAGAGACAAUCAGUCAGUGAUAUAUUCGUUCAACUCCAACUCUGAGACCAAGUUGUCCUUACCUUUAGCGUGUAAGGAGACGCUUAUAGUGUCCUGGUCUCCGAAAGGCUCUUCUUUGAUAACUGCUUCCGAAAAUGGCGAGCUGCGUCUCUGGUCUAUUGAGGGCACACUGCUGAGCACGCUGGCCAUGCAUCAUUGGCCAAUUGUGUCAUUACGUUGGUCGCCUAGCGGAAGGUACCUUCUGUCUUUAGACAUCAGGAAUGUGGCAGUGGUAUGGGAUAUAACCUCAAGUUUGGUGGUAGCGCAUUUGGAUAAAGAGAGCUGGUCACAUGCAGACAAAAGUUUCAACGACCUCAUUUCUAAAGAUUCAGCCAAUAACGAAUCCUCGUCGACUGGCAGCCCGCUUUACAAAAACUACGGCACUGACACAUGUUGGCUAGAUGAUAAUAAAUUUGUCAUUCCAGGACCUAAAUAUACAUUACUCGUAUGCCAAGUGACUAGUGAUAAUAGCAACAGUAUCAUAGGGGUAUUGACUGGACACGAAGAAUCGAUUUGCUGCGUCAAGUAUGAUCCUAAAUUACGACUCUUGUGCUCCGCCAGCGAAGAUGGCGUGAUUAGAAUAUGGAAGGGGAACUCAACCAAUAGUUUGCAAAUCCUAAGAGGCCAUGCCUUAGCCGUUUCUAUGCUAGAAUGGAUCACUAUUUCUAACAGAUGGUUUUUACUAAGCACUGCGUUGGAUGGAACUAUGAGGAUAUGGGACUUUGUCCAAAAUGAAACAAUAGACUUGGUGAGUGUUGACCAAGGUCAAGCUAUUCUUUGCGCCUCCUUUUAUCAAGGAGAGGACGAUACGAGGAAAAAGAUUGUAACAGGGGAUUCCUCCGGAUCGGUUUGUAUUUGGUGCAUCGAAGGUGACAGCAAAAGCAAUAUCAAAAUACGACAGGUCGGAUUAUACCAACAUUUUGAGGAAACUAAUGAAGAACCUCAAGAGUCCGGGUUUGUGUCCGAAAUAAGUUGGAGUAGCGAUGGCUCUAAAGUGGCCGUUAGUUUCAGUGUGGGGAAAAGUGUCGUGAUCGGUAUACCAUAAAAUUCUGUAUAUGCUUUUUUUUCAUUCAGUUCUUUUAC
Molecule: messenger RNA, 1655 nt
Organism: Pichia membranifaciens NRRL Y-2026
Lineage: Eukaryota; Fungi; Ascomycota; Pichiomycetes; Pichiales; Pichiaceae
Exons: 2
Coding region: 1-1617 (538 amino acids)
Biological process (GO): regulation of transcription by RNA polymerase II
Cellular component (GO): Set3 complex
Molecular function (GO): protein binding; transcription corepressor activity
Source: RefSeq, a predicted model, not a curated record